Molecule: messenger RNA, 743 nt
Organism: Emiliania huxleyi CCMP1516
Lineage: Eukaryota; Haptophyta; Isochrysidales; Noelaerhabdaceae
Exons: 3
Source: RefSeq, a predicted model, not a curated record
ACCUCAAGGCGACCAAGGGCGCGCCGCUCCGCCUCCCCCUCGCCGCCGCCUUCAAGGCGGCGUGCGAGCGAUUCCGCGAGGGCGGCUUCGCUUUUGGGGACCCCGCCGAGUACCUGCACUCGGAGCCCAACCACCCGCACCUCACCAACCCCGACUUCCAAAACUGCCCCGGCUGCAACCCGCCCGUCCACGGCGCGCCGCCGCCCGCCCCCCGCUCGGCCGGCAGGCCCCGCGCCGUGCUGCUGCUCGUCCGCUCGGGCGGCGUCGUGCGCGAGUACGACGGCGACAUGGCGGACGAGUGGCUGAUGGAGAUGCGGCUCAAGCGGCGCGGCGCCGGCGGCGCCGAGCCCUCGCUGCAGAACUUGCUCUCCCGCGACGGCACGGCGCCGCCCCUCGUCACCUCGCGCCUCAUGUCGCACUUUCGCGGGGCGGGCGCGUGGCGCGCGCAGAUGGCGACGGGGGUGUGCGUCGCGCUGUCCCUGCUGACCACCGCCCUCGUGUUUGCCGAGUACACCUUCCCGAGCCUCCCGCCGAGCCCGCCCUCCCCUCCUCCGUGAGCGAGGAGGUUGUGCUCGGCAGAGGCGAGAGGGGAAACUAGAGCCUCCUCGUCGAGGUGUGGCGUGGCGGUGCCGGCCCCCGCCCCUCCUCUCUGGCGGCCUCCAACGCCCAAGCGAGCGGGAUGCUUGUGAGACUCACCUCCUGUGUACUGUGAGAGCGCCCGCAUAGAAAAAAUAGUCAUACGC